Molecule: messenger RNA, 2192 nt
Organism: Aspergillus pseudotamarii
Lineage: Eukaryota; Fungi; Ascomycota; Eurotiomycetes; Eurotiales; Aspergillaceae
Product: purine-cytosine permease family protein
Exons: 8
Coding region: 211-1797 (528 amino acids)
Biological process (GO): transmembrane transport
Cellular component (GO): plasma membrane; fungal-type vacuole membrane
Molecular function (GO): transmembrane transporter activity
Source: RefSeq, a predicted model, not a curated record
UUCCCCGCGGCAAGAAAGUGGGAAUCUUUCUUCCCUCUCAGAAUAAAAAAGUCUUCAAAGUCGUAGUUGCAAUAACUGAUUCACCAAAGUCGUUGGGAAAAAACAAAAAGCAAUUGUUCCGAGUACAACUCUCCCGUCUUCUCACAGGAUCUCUAUGCAAGGGAUGGCUAUCAUGAAGACAAGUAGCGUGGUUUUGUCUGUCGAUCAAGCAUGUCCUCGGAACCUCCUCUGUCUACCCUAAGGGUAACCUCUGAAAAAGAACCGUCAAAGACUCCCUUCACUGAUCACCCGUCCCAUACUGCAGAGUAUGAUGGAGAGGGUUGCGAUGCGCCGGACGGCCCUUUCUUGUCGCCACGCAUUGCUGCAUAUGUUAGGAGAUUUGAAAACCAACUGAUCGAAUACAACCUGGAAGCCCGUGGUAUUGAAAGGGUGCAACAACAUGAACGGAUGAAAAAGUUGACUUGGGUCUCGUACCUGCAAGCGUUCUUGCUCUGGGUCUCAAUCAAUUUGGCGGCCAACAACAUUACCCUAGGAAUGCUGGGGCCCGUUGUGUACGGCUUGAGCUUCCUGGAUUCGGCACUUUGUGCGGUUCUGGGUGCUUUCGUUGGCGCAUUAGUUGCCUCAUGGAUGGCUACAUGGGGGCCAGUCUCCGGCGUCCGGACUAUGGCAUUCGGACGCUAUACGAUGGGGUGGUGGCCGAGCAAGAUUGUUGUCAUCCUGAAUCUGAUCCAAAUGCUUGGGUACUCCUUAAUUGAUUGCGUAGUAUGCGGGCAGAUCUUAUCUGCCGUGUCACCAAAUGGGAACAUGUCGGUAGCUGUCGGCAUCGUGAUCAUCGCAGUCAGUUGCUGGGUGAUAGCCACGUUCGGCUAUCAGGUCUUCCAUUACUAUGAACGCUUCGCAUUCCUUCCCCAGAUUAUCGUAGUCUCUAUACUCUACGCUGUGUCUUCAUCAAAAUUUGAUCUGUCCGCGCCUUCAAUCGGGGAUCCUCGCACGCUCGCUGGGAAUCGGUUGUCAUUCUUCUCUAUCUGUCUCAGUGCUGCAAUCACCUAUGCCCCGUUAGCGGCCGACUUCUUCGUCUAUUACCCUGAGAGAACAUCCCGAGUGACGCUCUUCUCACUUUCAUUGGUAGGCCUCAUUGUAUCAUUCACUAUGGCGUUUCUUGUCGGUAUCGGACUUGCAUCUGGUAUCUCGAGUCAUCCAGAGUAUGGCGCAGCAUACUCUAGGGGUGCAGGGGCACUUAUCGUCGAAGGAUUCGGGCCUCUCCAUGGGUUCGGCAAGUUCUGCUCGGUGGUUGUUGCGCUAGGACUCAUCGCAAAUACCAUCCCACCGACCUAUUCCGCCGGUGUCGACUUCCAGGUUCUUGGACGGUACGCCGAAAAGGUCCCGAGAGCUAUAUGGAACACCAUCGGCGUUAUAAUCUACACCGUCUGCGCAUUAGUUGGUCGAAGCAACCUUUCCGACAUAUUCACCAAUUUCCUCGCUCUCAUGGGCUACUGGGUCGCAAUAUGGUUCGCCAUCAUUCUCGAAGAGCGAUUUAUCUUCCGACUCCGUACUGGGUAUAACUGGAAUGUGUGGAAUGACCCCUCAAAGCUACCUGUGGGCAUCGCCGCGUUUGUUGCCUUCGUGGUCGGUUGGGUCGGCGCAAUCCUGUGCAUGGCGCAAGUAUGGUAUAUUGGUCCUCUUUCUAGAUUAGUGGGUGAAUAUGGCGCAGAUAUGGGUAACUACGUCGGAUUCACCUGGGCUGGUCUUGUAUACCCGCCAUUACGGUAUGUCGAGCUGCGCAUGUUGGGCCGGUAAACGCCUAAGAAUCUCCGGAAUACCUGCAAUCAACCGAUUCCUGUCGACUCAUAUCUUGAAGAGGUGCAUACACCCAAGCCCAUCCCUUGCUUCAUAUAAGCGUCGUCCUGAGCCAACAGGAAACAACAAGAGACCAAAAUGUCAUAUCCAGUGGAUUUCACCAAAAGUAACAGUCUGAGCAUAAUAUCGCUCUUUGCCCUUAAAGCUACACAAUCAUUUAUCUUCCCAGCUAAUCUCUAUUCUGGGAGUCUGUCUAUCAGCCCCAGCAUAAAUCAUGUAUUGUACCCGUGACAAAGCUUACUCUACUUCUCUUGGCUAUUUCUCACUCCGUUAUUCUCAAUCCUUAACAAUGACAUUAGUGCAAUCACAUAUGUGAGAUAAGUAUAAUCGUUAUU